GAAACUUCAGGAAAAAGCACUACUGUUUCCGUUGGUGUAUAUAUUGAGUCAAUGUCUUCGUUUAGAGCUCAAACUAUGGAUUUUGAAGUGGAUAUGUAUUUGGCAUUAGGAUGGCAUGAUCGUCGCUUAGCUCACAACUGUACACAUCCAAUCUUAGUUGCUCAUAAAUUUAUUGCUGAUCGAUUGUGGCAACCAGACUUAUAUUUUGUUAAUUCUAAAUUUGCAUAUCUACAAGAAAUUACCACACCAAAUUUUAUGUUUCUUAUCUAUCCGGAUGGCCUGAUAUUCAAAUCAAUGAGAAUUGAUGUAACAUUGUCUUGCAUGAUGGAUUUGAAAAGAUUUCCGCUGGAUAAGCAAGAAUGUCCAAUUCUUAUUCAAAUUUCUUAUGUGGAAAAUAUGGUUAACCUUACAUGGCACGUAGAUCCACCAAAUUUUCCAAUUGGUAACAAUGCUGAAAUCAAACUGAAUGAUAUGCUAAUUACUGGAACCAAGUAUGAGAAGUGUAAUGGUCCUUAUCCGAUCUGCAGUAGUGGGUAUAGCUUUGUUGACAGUAACUGGUCGUGUAUUCGUGCAUAUAUUAUCAUGAAACGACUGGUCUUGUUUCAUAUAAUUCAAACAUAUAUUCCAACAAGUAUGCUUGUUUCCAUAUCCUGGAUGAGCUUUUGGCUUGACCCUCGAGCUUCUCCUGCACGAAUAACGCUGACUAUUACAACGCUGCUGACGUUGACAACAAUGAGCAACGGAGCACGCCAGGAUCUUCCUCAGGUUCCGCUUUCAACUACUUUAUUCAUUUAUCUAAAUUUCGUCAGUUUCUUUUUUUUGAUAGCAACUUUUUUGCAGUUUAUAUGCAUCAAAAUUCUGCUUGAAUCGCUAAGCAUGGUUGGUUAUAAAUGUUAUUCACAUUUAGGUUUUGACCGCAAAAAAAUUGCUUUCUCUGUUCGUUUAUUUGUUUCUUACCUAACUGUUCAGUCUACAGCCUAG
Molecule: messenger RNA, 981 nt
Organism: Enterobius vermicularis (human pinworm)
Lineage: Eukaryota; Metazoa; Nematoda; Chromadorea; Rhabditida; Oxyuridae
Source: the annotation of a GenBank genome assembly